UGCGUGUACACAGCAUGAACUCAUGAUGGAGCACAAUGGCGGGGAAGAAGCUGAAGUUUAAUGAUUGAUGUUAAAGAUUAUAUACACAGGAGUUUCGCAGUUGGCGCAAGUGUUGGACUCGGCUAGCGUGCAUAUCAUCAUGUCUUUAACACGAAUGAUAAACAGACUGCGAGGAUCUGUGCACUGGAAACAAGGCUUUGAGUGCUUGGGAGCCAGUGGCACUCAUGCACACAGCAAGAGAUUGCAGCACACUUCAACACAUGCAACUUCAUGCAACUAUCAACUGCUGCAUGACUGCUUAGAGCUCAACUAUUGUGGUCUUGUAAUGCACUUUGACUAUGUGUGGCUGAGAGACCACUGCCGCUCGGCUUCAUGCUACAACUCGAAAACGAACCAGCGUAACCUGGACACUGCCAGCAUUGAGCUGAACAUCAGACCUUCAAAGAGCAGAGUGGAUGAAGACUACCUCUUCCUCACAUGGCCAGAUGGUCAUGUAACACGCUACAAACUAGCUUGGCUGGCUCAGAACAGCUAUGAGGGCCAGAAGAGAAGUUCGGUACAACCUCGUAUCCUGUGGAACGAAAAUAUCUACACCAACGCUAAGGUGCCCUCUGCCAGCUGGGACAAGUUCAUGAGCUGUGACGAAGAGCUAAAGAACUUCCUCAACAACUUCCUGCUUUAUGGAAUUGCCUUUGUUGAAGGUGUCCCAGCGACCCUGGAAGCUACAGAAAGAGCAAGCCAAAGAGUGAGCCUCAUCAGGGAGACCAUGUACGGGCGGAUGUGGAAUUUCACUUCAGAUUUCUCUCGUGGAGACACAGCCUAUACAAAGCUGGCACUGGACCGCCACACCGAUACGUCAUACUUUCAAGAACCCUGCGGCAUCCAGGUGUUUCACUGUCUGAGGCAUGAGGGUACGGGCGGCAGAACUCUGCUGGUUGACGGCUUUCACGCUGCAGACAGGGUCUUCCAGCAGACCCCGGAGAACUUUGAGCUGCUCUCUCGUGUGCCGAUCAAACAUGAAUAUAUCGAGAAUCUCAGUGAACAUUGCAACCACAUGAUCGGAAUCGGCCCGGUGCUCAAUGUUUAUCCGUGGAACAAUGAGGUGUACAUGAUUCGGUAUAAUAACUACGACCGUUCUGUGAUUAACACAGUCCCUCAUGACGUGGUGCAGCGCUGGUAUGCAGCUCACAGACAGCUCACCACAGAGCUGAGGAGACCAGAGAAUGAGCUGUGGGUCAAACUCAAACCUGGCAAGGUCCUGUUCAUUGAUAACUGGCGUGUGCUGCAUGGCAGAGAGUCCUUCACUGGUCUGCGGCAGUUAUGCGGGUGUUACCUGACCCGAGAUGAUGUUGUGAACACCGCUCGCUCUCUGGGUCUCCAGGCCUAAGACCCAGAUUCAGCAUCCGCAGAAUUCAAACACCUGUCAUUUUUUUUUGCAUAUGGGAAGUCAACAUGAAAUCAGAAUUCACCCAAUUUAAUUUCUUAAUACACAUUCAUGGACUUAUUGUGCACGAUUCAUAAGUGCACGUUAUUCCAAAGAAAAAUAACGUUACUACUAAAGUUUUUAAAUAAAUUAACUACUUUCUUUUCUUUCUUUCCUCUAUUGAUAAAUGUCAACCAAAAGGCAAAUAGCUAUUUAUGCGUUGUUGUAGUCAGUGUAGCCUUUCUUAAAUCUUGCCAAUAGUUAACGCAGUAAGUUAAUGUAGUGGUGGAAGGUCUGAUUCAUUUCCGUGAACCAGCUCUUUCGAAGUUUUACGGUUUGUUUCAGUGAACCGUAAAAAAAAACAUUAUUUAGCAGUUAUUUUACGUCAUCACGUAAUGUCGUCACUAGAAUGUAAUUCUAACAUCCCAGCAUCAUUUAUACAUAACUCAAAACAUUCAAAUAAAGCCAUAUGUAAGCACAUUUGCAGAUUAUUACUAAUUUAAUGGCAUUUAAAAUGAAUGUAAUAAAGGUUAUAGAAAUUAUAGCAGUAGAUUUGAAAAAGAAGUGUUACCUUUGGGAAACAUAGAGAAUCCAAUCAAUUCCUGAUGGAUAAAAUCAAGUCCUACCUUACAUUUUUCUUGUUGAAUAUUCUUUUUUACUCAGAAAUACAGUAUGUCACAUUACAGAAGUAAAAUGGGUUACCAAUGCAAUUUCAUGUUGACUUUAAAGCCAUUCCAAGAAAAUGUGAAAAAGUAUGCAGACCGGGCCCUUCUAUCACCAAAAGCUUGUUCUCUCUUAAGAGCGGUAAGUGAGGACAAGACUUUAUUGUAGUCUCACACUCUUCUCAACAGAGAGAUAUGCAGCACACUGCACACCCCAACACAAAAUCACUUUUCGAAUUUGAUUUUAUAAAAAUAUGCACAAGACACUGCAGGUUCAUGGUACAGGAUGGCUCAUGAAUAGCAUUUAAUUGUACGAUUAAGGCAGCAUGGCUUUGAAAUUCUUCUGUGUUCUGCAAGACAACUUAAUAUCUGUACUGUGUGUGUCCUUGGCUGUCUGCUUUAAAGCAUUGAAGAUGAAAUUCAGAUGAACUUCAUAACUUUUAAUUAUGUCAACUAAUAGAAUUUGUUUUAGAGGAUGUAUCUUUUAAUACGUAAUGUUUUAUUUCCAAGCUAAACCAAAUAAUAGUAAUGAAGUGUAUCAUUCAGAUUUCAUUUUUCAGAAAUAGGAAAUGUUGGUGAGAAAAUGGCGAUGGAAAUGCAUGUUUUCAUCUUAAGGAUGAUUUGCUAGAACUUCUGAUGAAGAAUAACAGUCAAAUUAAAACAAGCACACUGACAUUGUCAUACUUGAUCACAAUGAAAGGAUAUAUACUGUAGAAUUAUUAUGGCAGUAAAGCCUUUGUUUCACUUUAAACUUUGAAGAAUGAUGUCUGAAUCGGGUUAAAAUCAUUGUAAAUGCAGGGUAUACUUAUGGGUUGGUACAUUAACAGUGAUAUGGUAAUGUGUAGCUGAGAAAAUGGGUUUGUUAGGAUCUGGCUGCAAGUCACACAAUAUUGCCUAUAUACUGUAUUGCGUUAAUCUUGGGGAGAUUUAUUUUAUAUUUUUAUGUGUAGCAUUUUAACAUCCUGUAUUUGAAAAUCUUCUUAAAUGAUUGUAUGCACAAAAAUACCAAUGUUACCUCCAAAAAAUAAAUGGAAUUCCUCACA
Molecule: messenger RNA, 3128 nt
Organism: Myxocyprinus asiaticus (Chinese sucker)
Lineage: Eukaryota; Metazoa; Chordata; Actinopteri; Cypriniformes; Catostomidae
Product: trimethyllysine dioxygenase, mitochondrial-like
Exons: 8
Coding region: 68-1387 (439 amino acids)
Biological process (GO): carnitine biosynthetic process
Cellular component (GO): mitochondrion
Molecular function (GO): trimethyllysine dioxygenase activity; iron ion binding
Source: RefSeq, a predicted model, not a curated record